Messenger RNA from Humulus lupulus (European hop), 1389 nucleotides. RefSeq lists its product as uncharacterized. Lineage: Eukaryota; Viridiplantae; Streptophyta; Magnoliopsida; Rosales; Cannabaceae. The coding region runs from base 1 to 1389 and encodes 462 amino acids. The record is from RefSeq and is a predicted model, not a curated record. The transcript has a single exon.
AUGGUAAGAACUCAUGGUGCUUCCUCCAAGAAGAUCCCUGUUUCUCAAUCCCGAAAGGUGCCAUCUCCUUCGCCUCCUCCGUCUGUGUCAACAGCGCCUCCUUCUGUUCCAGCAGCUCCCACAUCUGUUGGAAAGUCCUGCAAAUCCAAGGCUCGCAAGAAGGUUUUUUCGCUCUCUCAUGAACACCCUAUGGUGUUUCCAGAUAUCUCUGCUGACAUUGUUGCACCACCAUCUGAAGUGAUGGUGCCCUCUCGAGCCAAAGACCAUUCUCCUCUUCCUUUUGAUUCAUCUUUGGAGGCUAGGGCAACAUCGAAAUCUGUUUCAUCCUCUUCCAAAGCUGCUGCUGCUGGGUUGCUCAAAAUGCCUUUGAAGCCGAGUCAGUCCAAGAAAAAUUCUGUCACUCCAAAAAGGAAAUUGGGGUUGGAUGCGUCUCUUUCUCCCUUGUCUGCUGCCAAGAAAAAAUUGAAAGCUCAUCCCCCUUCACUGUCUUCCUCCGAAUCUGAUCCUGAGGAAGAAAAAUCAGAAUUUGAAGCAACCCAUGAUACCACAUUGUCUGAUGAAACGGUUCCUGACAAUGCAGAAUCAGAGGCUGAGUCUAAUGAGCCAGAAAAAGAAGACAUUAUCCCCUCUGAACAAGAAGCUGAAUCUGACUCAGACCAAAUUGCAUCUCCUUUGACAUCCAAAGCUAAAGGGAAGAAACCUAUUUCUGGUUCUACACCUUCUCCAAAACGUUCAGGUGUACAUUUCAAACCUUAUUCUUCCAUUUUUUGCUAUAAUGAUAAUGCACGUGAUAUGGUUCUAUAUGCUCAAAGGAAAUUUAUCAUUGAAAGAAAUUAUGUCUUGGGUGAUCAUCGUCCUUUUGGUGUGCUAACAAUGCUUCAAGAUCGACAAUGGACAGGUUCUUUGGUUAAAUUUUCUGGUUUUGUGGAUAGAAUAGUCAAGGAAUUCUAUGCCAAUCUUACUAAUGAAAUUAUUGAACCUUCAUCUCCUCUGUAUAACAAAGUGUUUGUUAGGGGCCAUUGGUUCUCUUUUUCUCCUCAAGACAUUGCUCUUGCUUUGCAUCUUCCCCUUGAUGUCGAAGAUGAUGUUGAUGGUGCCUCUCUUGACAAGGACAUGGUUAUCACUGAAUUGGUAGGUCAAAAAAUGGUAUGGCCAUCUAAUAAAGUCAUCUCGGUCUCCAAUCUCACCUACACUUAUGCUGUUCUCCAUAAGUUUGCCACAACAAAUUGGAAGCCCACUUUUCACACCGCCACUAUCUCUUUUGAUAUGGCCUCAUUUUUGUACAAGGUGGGGACCGGUCUUGGUAUAAAUUUGGCUUCGGUUAUUCAUGAUCAAAUCAUUGGGUUUCGCAAAGGUAACAGGAAAAACUUGAAUCUUCCUUUUCCUUAA